AUGUCCUACGAUUCUACCAGCCAGCCGAUAGCCGGCAUUCACACCUUUGACCUGCCAUCCGUGUGGCUCGGUGACAUCUCGUUGUGGCUGCGCACUGUAGAAUCCCGUUUCGCCCUCCGUCAGAUCACACGAGAGGAUACGAACUUUCACUAUAUUGUGACAGCACUCCCAAUGGACAUCGCCACCGACCUCCGCGACAUCAUAGGUUGCCCGCCCACAGAAGCCCCUUAUACUGCCCUAAAGGAGGCCCUGAUUUCCCGCAUUUCCCUCUCAACGCAAAAACGUCUCCAACGUUUAAUUUCUGAGGAGGACCUCGGUAAUAGGAAGCCUACUCAGUUGCUUAGGCGUUUGGAUCAGUCGGCAGACGGACAAAAGCUGGAUGCCACCAUGUUCAAGCAACUUUUCCUCCAACGGUUGCCUCCUUCUGUGCAAGCCAUCCUUGUGCCUAACAUUCCUUCAUCGACUGUUCAGAUGCUCGCGGAGACUGCUGACCGUAUACUCGAGUACUACCAGCCUCCUGUUACGGUUAACGUCGCUAGUCGAAGCACAACUGCCCCCACAAUCGACGAUGUUGUCAAACGUCUGGAUGCCCUCACUCUCGAAGUUUCCCAGCUCCGGGCCACUCGUGUCUAUAACCUUCGUAGUCCAGCAAUUUCUCGCCGCCCGAGACCUCCCACUCCAAACCAACCUACAGUUGAUGGUUUCUAUUGGUAUAAUCACAGUUAUGGUUCUAACGCCCAUCGCUGCCACUCUCCGUGCAAUUAUAAAACACUCGCGUCGGAAAACUCCCCUGCCGACCGUGGAGGCCGCACCGACGUGGUCUCAAUCGAUCGCUUGAAGGCGACUUAUACCGAGCCUGUUUCAACUUCUCCAACCGCACAACCUCCACUUGGCACAUUGCCACUUGCUAUUCCCCAGACUCCAUUAACGCCCAAUAACCCCGCGUCUUCCCUUAUCCCACAGACUCCUCCCCUUACGCGCAGCGGUCGUCAUGUCCGUUUCCCGACCGUUACCAACUUGUACAAUAUGCAUAACACUCCCACAUUUUCCUUCUAUUAA
Molecule: messenger RNA, 1059 nt
Organism: Spirometra erinaceieuropaei
Lineage: Eukaryota; Metazoa; Platyhelminthes; Cestoda; Diphyllobothriidea; Diphyllobothriidae
Source: the annotation of a GenBank genome assembly